CAACAUCUUAAUUGAUUUUGAUAGAGACAUGUGGGGCUACGUAUCUUUAGGUUACUUCAAGCAGAUAACUAAGGCUGGUGAGAUUGGGUCCUCGACUAUGCCUCAUAAAGUAAAUCCCAUUGAUUUUGAAAAUAGUGAGGGCAAUCUUGGGAAGGCUAAUGGAGGUCUAUCCCAUUUAAGCAUAAAAUUACCUAUUUCUCGUUGGCGGGACAACUUGCUUGGGAAGUUUACGAGAACAUUAGGAGAGGCUUCUUGUCUGAGAAUUCAGAGAGAUUUUUGUAUGCAUCUUGCUAGGAAAGCUUAUAAAGAAUUGUGCUCCUCUGCUGUUUCUAUUCAGGCUGGCAUGCGUGGAACGGUUGCACGUGAUGAGCAUCACUUCAGAAGGCAGAUUGGUUUUUAUGGAAAGUUUUCAUUGCUGUAUUCUCUUAGACAACUUGACUACAUGAAUUGUGGAUUUGGAUGUAUUAGUAGGAACUCCAACAAUUUCUUUUUACACUAGCUUCUGUUCAACUUAGUUCUUUAAAAUUACCAUACUAUAAGCAUUUAUAAUAAUGUUUU
This is a messenger RNA of Camellia sinensis, 558 nucleotides long. The record is from RefSeq and is a predicted model, not a curated record. NCBI's taxonomy places the organism in Eukaryota, Viridiplantae, Streptophyta, Magnoliopsida, Ericales, Theaceae.